GUGCCAAAUUUUCAGGAAUUAACCUAUCGUUUGCUAGGGUUCCCGUUCCCGUUUACUUGUUUUGUUUUUUUAUUAGUUAUUUAUUAUUGGAUUUUGUUUCUGCCGGGUAAGGAUAGGAAGACGUUGUUUCUACUUGAGGCAAAGAUAAAGAUCCUGCAAGAUGAGUUCUCCGAAUGACAUUUUAGUUGAUCUGGAUAUAGAAAGCGUCUUACAAUGCCCAGUUUGCUUUGAAAUUCCACCAUCAAUUAUUUUUAUGUGUAAAGUUGGGCAUCACAUGUGUGAAAGGUGUAGAUUGAGACUUCAAACAUGUCCAACAUGCAAGGCAUCGAUAACUAGCUGUCGAAAUUAUCUAGCAGAAUCACUGUCAAACAAGUUCUCAAUCCUAUUAAAAGGUAGUGGAGAUGGAGAUGUGAUAAAUAAUUUGAAUGAACAAAUCAACGUCUACUUAAAUAAAAAGGCAGUCAGUGAAGAAGUGAAUCAACUCAAACGACUGCCAAACCCCACAGGAAUGUACAAGUGUUUGUUAGAAUCAUGUUGUAACAGAAGUGAAAUGGCUGUCACACUUUUGUUUGCACACAUUAAGAAAGUACAUCCACACCUAUUUGACACGUUCAAGAACACAACUACUACAUUCACACACAAGUUUGAGAACUUCUGCUACAGAAAACACCAGACAAAAUAUCAUCGAGCUUUUAGUGUAACAAACUUGGGAUUGUUCUUCCUCAACCUUGAAACGUUGCCGGAUCAAUACAUUAACUGUUGGAUCUCUGUACCAGCCCCACUAAAACAAUGCUCUCUUUUCCAAUGUGAAUUGGUGUUUACCAAAGAACUCGACAAGACCAAAAAUUUGAUUUUCAGUAGCAAGGUGGGUUCAAACUCUCAUGGAAAAGAAAAGGCAUUCGAGAAUGGAAAAGUCUUCGUCAUACCACCAGAAGACCACUUGAUGAAGGAUGGUGAAUUCUUCUCUAUAAACGUCAAGAUUGUGUACACAAAACCAAAUGAAAACCCGAAUCCAACAUCAUAGGAGGAGGAAAUGAAUAAUGCAACCAAAAAAUUGCUCAAGUCUACUAAUGAUACCUAACAGUUGUAAUACCUUAUGUGAUACCUAAUACCAGUUGUGAUACCUUAUAGUUAUAAGGCAUGUUUUAAAUCUAGUUACUGUUUUGAAGUUAUAGCAGUUCCUCAAUAGUCUGACUGUAGCAAGCAGACUGAAUCUAUUACCGUAAAAAAUAAAUAAGCCGUUAAUUAUAUAUUAACGAUUUUGUACCGUAUGGUUUUGUUCAAUGGGUCACUCUAUUAUGGUGCAAUUCUGACAUGAAUUAGGUAUCAUGUUAGUUGUGUGUGGUAAUUUUUCAUUAAUGCACAGUGAACCCCCUUGGAACUGUCUGGCUAGUUUCAAUUUGUCUUCCAUUCAUAGAAUUCUCAACAUAAGUACCUGACAAGUUCCUUUUUAAUUUUAUAUUUUAACUUUUUAAUACUUUACAUAUCAUUUUUCCAGUGAACAUGACUGUUCUUAGAAAACGAUUAUAGAAUUUUAUGAGGUCCAGCGAAACCAUGAGGGGUUCUACUGCAUUUUACAUUCAACUAGUAUUUUACGAGUUGACAUUAGUUUUUUUAAAUGUUAAACACUAUUUAUUUACCUGUUUUGUAAAUUUUUAAAGGGUUUGUUUGCAAUAAUAAAUUUAAGUGCAAUUUUAUUUUUAAGCUUUUUAAACCUUGUAUUUAGUAUUAGUAUUAUUGUAUUUAGUAUUAUUUCAUUUAGUAUUAUUUUGUGUAGCCGAUUGUCAGGCCCCCAAUUUGCAUGUGACACGCUAUGGGCCUGAGAGAUAUUUGCCCCUUCCACCCCCCUCCUUGCGAGGGAAUUGUUCUCGCUAACUUUUGCGCCUCUGGGCUCGAGGCUAUUUAUUAGAGGCCCUGCCUAUUGUUUUAUACAAUUUACUAACUUUAUGAUUGGGCUUUGCUCCGAGAAUAAUACUUAAAACAUCCACAAGAACAUAAAUACAGAAUCUUAAUAUGUCCAGAUAGUUUUCACCACACUAAAUUUUUAUCUAUCGGUCUUAUCAUGCAUGAAUUUAGUCCGGGAAACAGCUGUUUAACCAUCUUCUUAUACAAAACUUAUGUAGGUGUUCCACUGUGGCCCAAUAAAGGGCCACAAAAAAUACAUCAAAGAAAUACAGUACAAAAAAUCUUUUUUAUUAACCUCAGAUGGUGUCCAUGUAAAAACUAACUGUUUCAAAGGUUCUGCUAGUAAUUAGUUUAUAGUAAACAUUCAAAAUUCACUUUGAACUUAAAAAUUGACUUCGCAGUCGUUUUUUUAUCCUGUCUCAGCAGGAACCAGUAAUAACAUCUUUAUUAUGUCACCAGUUUAAUCAUAGAGAUGUCAGCACCAAUGCACUAUGGGUAGAUAAAUAGUUUUGGAGUUCACUCACAGAGUGCAACAGUUGGCAGACUAGCCAAAUACAAAAAAAUAUAGUUGUUCCACUGUGGCCCACCCUCCCCUACUUUUUAAUCCGAGCAAGGAAGCCCACUUUGUCGGGCGACAGUAGGAAAAAGUAUACUUACAUACAUAUUUCACAGAAGAUUUAUUAAGUUUUUAUGUACAAUUUAAUUAUAAAUUUUUUAAGUGUUAGUUUUUUGUUAUUAAAUACUCAAAAUAGACCUUAAAUAACCUGUGUUUUUGAGUGGUAUAGACAAUUUAGUUUGCAAUCCUGUCUCUUAACCCCAUAUACACCCAACCUGUAUAAACAUUUUUAGUAUCAUUCAAGUCAGUUUCCUGUCUGCCAUUGAAGUGAUGCCAUGGGGUUAGUGAUGUGGGCCAGGUAAAUACCCAAUGGGUAGGGUAUUUAUAAAUGAGUAUUCACCCGAGGCCUGGGUAAAUACCCAAAAAGUGGUUAUUUAAAAAAGUAUCAAUUGGAUUUGUCAUGUCAAAACUAGUAAAAAAUAUGGUAAUUUGUUGUUUAGAGGGUAGUUUGUAAUAUAUGUUGCAUUAAAACAUUAAAAAAACCCUCGGUAAAAAUACCCUGAUGCUAAAAAGUGGAUAUUUAUGAUUUUAAAGUGGUUGUUUGUGAUAUUUACUGUAUUUCUGGAUGACCAAAAAUUAAAAAUAUAUACAGUAUGUUUAUCUACUCUCCUAAAUACAGAAUGCAUAACUUUUUAUUAUUCACAUGUGAUAAGUUUUUGUAAUAGGCAAACUAACAUACAUUUUAUAAGUAAUUAUUUAUUUAUUUGUUACGG
This is a messenger RNA of Macrosteles quadrilineatus (aster leafhopper), 3234 nucleotides long. RefSeq lists its product as uncharacterized. Gene Ontology annotation, biological process: multicellular organism development; proteasome-mediated ubiquitin-dependent protein catabolic process. NCBI's taxonomy places the organism in Eukaryota, Metazoa, Arthropoda, Insecta, Hemiptera, Cicadellidae. Gene Ontology annotation, cellular component: cytoplasm. Gene Ontology annotation, molecular function: ubiquitin conjugating enzyme binding; ubiquitin protein ligase activity. The transcript is spliced from 4 exons. Bases 161 to 1024 code for a protein of 287 amino acids. The record is from RefSeq and is a predicted model, not a curated record.